Molecule: messenger RNA, 1215 nt
Organism: Hyphopichia burtonii NRRL Y-1933
Lineage: Eukaryota; Fungi; Ascomycota; Pichiomycetes; Serinales; Debaryomycetaceae
Product: DUF3844 domain-containing protein
Exons: 1
Coding region: 1-1215 (404 amino acids)
Cellular component (GO): endoplasmic reticulum
Source: RefSeq, a predicted model, not a curated record
AUGGUAACAUCGAUUGCAUCGGCGAAAGCAAAGUCGGAAGCCUGGGAAGUUUCAGUUUAUGAUUUGCAAAAUCAACAACAUGAUAAAGUUCCAGUCACCAAUUCAAAAAUUGGAGAAUACUAUUUCAGUGAUAAACUAGACGUUAGUGACUAUUAUAAGUUAGAUAAGUCAUCAAUUGAAACAUUGGAUGAUAUUUAUAAUGAUGCAUCAGCUUCUGAAACUGAAAAACCAAAAUUAUACAUUAACUUACACGGAGUUUCCCAAGGGAUUUUCAAAUUUAAACCAAUUUUUAAAAUUUUGGAAUCAAAGUAUAAAAAAAUUAUUAAUUUAGACGAUAGUUUAACCAAACAAUUACAACAGUUUGUUGAAUCUCAUUCAGAUUAUAAAAUUAACCAGUUAACUAGUGAAUUAAAGCUUUUAACUAAACACGAUUCAAGUUUGGUUAAUCAUUUUAAGUAUUUUGAUGAUCAAUUGAUUCAAAUAUGGAAUACUUUUAAAAAAGGAUAUCAAUUCAAUGGCAAUCAACAAGUCUUAUCCAACCAUGUUGAUUUCAUUAAUGAAAAAUCAUUCAUUAAUGGAUUAUCCCAAUUAAUUCAUUUAAAUAAUAUCGAACAUUUUGAAAAUGAUGAUAUUAUCAAGUUUGAUACUUUUGCCUUGGACUUAAUCGGUAAAAAAAUUGGUUAUGAUUCAACUACUUAUAAAUUUUGUGAAAAAAUUUUGGGUGAUUAUUUAAUUUUAUUAUCUUCAAAAUUUGAUGUAACCGUUUUAACUUUCCCAUCAAUUGAUCUGAUUAAUGAUGAUGAGAUUAUUAAUUCUAAAAAAAAUAACUUACGUAAAAGAGAUUUGGAAUUAUCAAAAGUUUUCGAAACUUAUAAUAAAAGAUCUUCUUCUCAAUCUUCUUGUUUUACCAAUGAAGAAGCUUGUCAAGUUGGUACUUCCAACUGCAAUAGCCAUGGUGUUUGUACUAAAAUUGGCUCAAAAUGUUGGCAAUGCUUAUGUUCUUCAAGCUUUAACGAAUCUACUCAUAAAACUACCAAUUGGUCAGGUUUCGAUUGUGGUUCAAAAGAUAUCUCUGCGCAAGCUAACUUAUUAUUUUGGUCUUCUUUAGCCAUUAUCGUUGCUUUCAUUGGUGGUAUCAAAUUAUUAGUUGACGUCGGUGGUGAAUCAUUACCUGGAGUUUUAGAUGCUGCUACUGCUCCAACUAAAAAAAAUUAA